GUUCCUCCCAAUGUGAAAUCCACGUAUUCAUUGGUACCACAGGUGUGUGUAAGCAGACACCGGAGGAAUCUUUUCACGUUGACUACAGUGGAGUGCGCUCAGCCUGCCUUCCCUCCAGCUCAGAGCACAUGAAGUGGACCAUUCUAAUUCAGUUGCCUCUCAGCCACAGAGCCCCAAGUGACCAGUAACAUCGGAAGGAAAAAGGGCAGGAGGGAAGCACUUGUGUGAAUACCUGAGCUUGAAGAGCUUCAGUUCCUAAUUUGAAAGAAAGUGAUGUCUUGAUCAAUGUGAACUCAGAAAACUACCCUGAGAAGAAAAUCUAGGAUUUUAUCAUCAAAGACACAAAAAAUAGGUGGAAUUUUUCUAGGUACCGUUGCUACAGCAGGGAUGAAAGCAGGUUCCACACUUGCCAUGACAAAAAAGAAGAACCCAGACUGGUUCAGUAAGGGGAUUACUGCCACAGCUGCAUUACCAGAGAGUGGUUCAUCACUGGCCUUACGAGCCCUAGGAUGGGGCUCGCUCUACGCGUGGUGCGGCGUUGGAUUGCUCAGUUUUGCCAUCUGGAAGGCCCUGGGUGUGCACAGUAUGAAAGAAUUCCAAACUAAAAUGCAGUCAAUGUUUCCAGCAAUCCCUAAAAAUAGUGAGUCCAGUGUUGAAUGGGAAGACUUACUUAAAUCCAAGUGAAAGACUCAGAGCCAUUUGGAGAUGUCUCUUUCAGCAAGAGCAGGAGCAGAAGUAGCAGAAGCGUCCCACCUGAAAAAUAGAGAAGCAAACUCAGACUGAGUUACUGACUGCGUUCACUGAACUUGGGGUUGCCAGUCAACAUCUAGCAGCAGGGGAUUUAAAACAAAGCAAAACAAUUUAUAUUGUACUUUUCAGUGUGCUUGGUAUAGUUGAUUUGUGAAGAAAUGAACCCGCCAAGGUAAGUUGGAUCCAACUU
Molecule: messenger RNA, 940 nt
Organism: Egretta garzetta (little egret)
Lineage: Eukaryota; Metazoa; Chordata; Aves; Pelecaniformes; Ardeidae
Gene: TMEM242
Product: transmembrane protein 242
Exons: 5
Coding region: 388-684 (98 amino acids)
Source: RefSeq, a predicted model, not a curated record